CUAUGCUGUAGUUCUAUUUAUCCAUGAUUUGAAUGAAAGUUUGGUUGAACCCAUGAUAAAAAGGGAUGGAAAUGAAGUGGAAGAAUGGAGUUUCUCGUUUGGAGGUGAAUACAAUUGCUGGGUCCUCGAAGUUUCUAUUGAACCAGAAUGAUUCCCAAGAGGAAGCAACUCUGUCUCAGCAAGCGAUGGAAUCUAGGAGGCUUCGUACACUUGCACAAAAGAAACAAUCAGCAAAAUCGGAAGUCGUAGGAUUAGCCGAUGGUUCUGAGCUGGAUCCAUCGAGUUUCAUAAAUACCCUAGGAGUAAUAUUGAGUAAAAAACAAUAUUCAACAAUACGAAGCGAAAUAGAGAUCACUUUAAAAAGGGAUGAUAAAAAACCGUUCCGUCCGAGACGCUCGCUUAGGCGACCCAAUUAUUGUUGGACAGUGCUGAAUGGUGAGUUGACGCCAUCUAUGGAAUGUACUGGACGUUGCUGCUUUCACAUGAUGCGAAGUAGUAUUGUAUGUGCUUCGAUAAAGCGCAAUAGUCGAUUUAAGCAUCUCGUGGAUCCUCUGAAGAGAUUCAGGAAGAAUUUGAUCGACUCACGCAUCUCUCCUCCCCCUCCUCAGGAAACUGAGGUUACGGAUUUGGAAAGAAUAUUGGCUAAUAGCCAUAUCGAUACAAAUAGGGAUGUGACCAGAGGAUACCCAGAAAUGAUCGAAAAAAUUAAGAGAAUCGACAUACAGGAUUCAGAUUCAGAAAUGGAUGAAGAGUGAAUCUAGAUACCAGAGUGCAAAUAAUAUAAUUUUUAUUUGUUUUUGAGUUGUAUUCUGUGAAUGCUUCAUAACGUUGGAUCCAGACGAAGGCACCAUACCACCUUAACCACCAUAACAUCAUACGCUACAUCGGAGCUGUUUAGUAACUGUCGUAAAAAAUCGUGUUUGAAAUGCGCAUUCCCGCCCUAUCGCAAUUACACUUUAUACAGGAUGUACGGGAUUAAUGAAUAAUCCUCAAACACCUCAG
Coccinella septempunctata (seven-spotted ladybird) is the source of this 1002-nucleotide messenger RNA. RefSeq lists its product as uncharacterized. The coding region runs from base 66 to 755 and encodes 229 amino acids. The record is from RefSeq and is a predicted model, not a curated record. The transcript has 3 exons. Lineage: Eukaryota; Metazoa; Arthropoda; Insecta; Coleoptera; Coccinellidae.